Messenger RNA from Mizuhopecten yessoensis (Yesso scallop), 1285 nucleotides. RefSeq lists its product as uncharacterized. The transcript is spliced from 11 exons. The coding region runs from base 150 to 1226 and encodes 358 amino acids. Lineage: Eukaryota; Metazoa; Mollusca; Bivalvia; Pectinida; Pectinidae. The record is from RefSeq and is a predicted model, not a curated record.
UCUAGGAAAACGUGACAAGUGUAUCGGCUAAAGGGUUAUAUACUGCGAGUUACGUCUACAGCCAAGUCUUCAGGGAACUUUUGGAAAUUUCAGUUCUCUUUAGACGACAGUUACAGUUGUCGGACGUUUGUGAUUUCAUCAAUAUCAUCAUGACCGUUCUGUUUGUAUCCUUACUUGCGUGUAUUUUGGUGCAUGGAAUUGUAGGCGCUGGUUUUGAUUUUGGGGCCAUUGCCGAAUGGUAUAAACAGCAUCAUAGCCAAGGAGGUAGUCACGGAACCGGAAGUCACAGCAGCGGCGGAUCCGGAUCCGGAUGCGACAAUACAGAUGACAGAGAUCAUGUCAUCAGGCUGCUCACGGACUGGCAUUAUCAUCACGAAUCUGAUGCCUUUCAGAAGUUCUACUCUGAUGUAGCAUUGAUUGACAUGGAGACUGUCGCUGGAUCCCUCCCCAAUUCACGACGAGCGACCCAUUAUAAAAGUACUCACGACGAGGCCUACACCAACCACGAUACGACACCAGAUAUUUCUCAUCUGGAGGAACUCGUUAAGGCUGACAAUAUGAAUUCGGUUUGUCGAAUGGAUAUUCUUCAUCUAAUUGAAAGAUAUGAACACAUAUCGACUAAGCCUACCACUCCUCGGGAAACUGCCAGACCUGAUACAACGCACGCGCCUACUACACCCAUGCCUUCCACACAUGCACCUACUCCUGUACCGACACAUACUCCUAGACCGACACAAACUUCGAGACCGACACAAACUCCGAAACCGACACCGGCUCCAACUACACCUGCUCCUAUCGUGACGACACCAAAACCUGUUGCUGUUUCAAAAAACACUUGUGACCAACUGACACUAGUUUCUGAUCUGGCAAACACAAAUCUAAUCACCCACCCACUGGCGGGAUUUUGUGCCGACGCCUCCCGAAGUCAAUCCGAGGCUCUGGUAUUGCAAGCAUGUAGCGCUCCAGCCCCAGUGCAGUGGCGGCAGGGUGGACAGGUUUUAGGCAACUGUGCUAACAUACCAAAGUUUAGCCCUAUCUCUACCUUCCUGCUCGGAAACUACGUAAUGGACGGAUCUUCUCUGAGUGGUAUUCUGCUGGAUUGUCUUCCAAACGGAUUCAAGAUGGCAACACAGCUGUGCGGUCAUACACCUCAGAUCUACGACAUCUUAGGAGGAAGUGCCGAUUCAAGGCAGGACGCCGGAAGUUACUAUCUCGUCACGUGGUAGCCACGUCACGUGACCUCAUGUAUAUAAUAUGGAAAUAAAGGAAAUAACUUGUUAACAUA